CCGAUUCCCCGGCUCCCCAGCUGAGUGUCUCCGCGGAGGGCGCGCAGCUCCAGGUACCGCCGCGCGCGCAGGGCGCAGCAUCCUCACUCGCUGUCCAGAAGUGGGGAGACGCAUCUCGCGCCGUCCCAGCUUCGUCGCCCUGACCUCCGGCCGGCCCUGGGUUUGGGCCCGAGCAACGAGCGGCCAUGCAGCAGAAGCAGCAGCCCCAGGGUUGAGGCGGGCCCCAUGGCCAAGCCCGCGUCCCCGCGGUCCGGGCCACGACGACUAGGGCGCAUCGCAUGGAGAACUUCCGAAAGGUGCGCUCCGAGGAGGCGCCGGCGGGGGACACGGCCGAGGGGGGCAGUCCGGGCUCGGGCCCGUUCGCCGACCUGGCUCCCGGCGCCGUGCACAUGCGGGUCAAAGAGGGCAGCAAGAUCCGCAACCUGCUCGCCUUCGCCACCAGCAGCAUGGCGCAGCCGGCCACGCGCGCCAUCGUCUUCAGCGGCUGCGGCCGGGCCACCACCAAGACCGUCACAUGCGCCGAGAUCCUCAAGCGCCGCCUGGCUGGCUUGCACCAGGUCACGCGGCUGCGCUACCGGAGCGUGCGCGAGGUGUGGCAGAGCCUCCCACCCGGGCCCGGGCCCGCGCCCCCCGGCCUCAAGCCCGGAGAGCCGGCCGCCAGUCUCAGCGUGCUGAAGAACGUGCCCAGCCUCGCCAUCCUACUUUCCAAGGAUGCCCUGGAUCCGCGCCAGCCCGGCUACCAGCCCCCGAGCCCCCAGCCUGGCCCCGAACCCUCGGCGCAGACCACCACCCUCACCCCCGCCCCGGCCAAGAGGAGUGGAGCGGAGCCCGCGGCUGGAGAAGGCCCGGCCAAGCGGUCCCAGCCAGAGCCUGGUGGCACCGCCGAAGGGGACCCGAGGACAUGAGGACUCCCGGCCCCUCCUGUUCCUCUGGAUGGGCAGGAGCAGCCUCUCUCCCCAGCGCCCCGACCUUGAAACGCGCCUCAGGCCACUCCACCUAGACCCAGCUCCCCCAUACUGGCAGCGUGGACCCCCCAAGGCGACCAGAGGGAUCUCCCGAGGAAGCUUUUUUCUUGGCCAGCUGCUGCUGCACUUAUCUGAAGACACCGAACUCCACCGUCUGAGCUGUACAGGGGACUUGUUCAGGGAGGAAAUGGUGGUGUGGGCCGUGGAGCUCCAGCUUUGCUUAGGACCCCCCAAGCACAAGGGGCAGACAGCAUUCGAGACGGGGCCUUCCCCCACAACAGAGACUUUGGGUGGGUGGGUGGGUGGGUGGGGGAACUCUUGGAAUCUCCUAGCCUUGGACAGUGGGGGGUUAAGAGUGAGAAACCUGAGGCAGGGGAUACUGAGAUGUGGAGGACACUAUUAGGCCCUCACCCAGGGAAAAUUUCCUCUCUAGCUCCUUUCCGUGCUUUUAAGGAGCACCCUGGACUCCUAUUCUUUGGUGUCCCCACCCCACCCCCAGCCCUUAAUCUAGGCCUAGUGGGAGCUUUCCUGCAACCCAACCUAUCCCCAUCCUCAGAACCACAGCUGGAGUCUUGCUUCCAAUAAAACGAACACAACAAUG
Messenger RNA from Suncus etruscus (white-toothed pygmy shrew), 1566 nucleotides. RefSeq names its product ribonuclease P and MRP subunit p25 (gene RPP25). The record is from RefSeq and is a predicted model, not a curated record. Lineage: Eukaryota; Metazoa; Chordata; Mammalia; Eulipotyphla; Soricidae. The transcript has a single exon. Gene Ontology annotation, biological process: tRNA 5'-leader removal. Bases 279 to 905 code for a protein of 208 amino acids. Gene Ontology annotation, molecular function: RNA binding. Gene Ontology annotation, cellular component: ribonuclease MRP complex.